AUGGCUCAACCUCCCUGGACCAUGCCAACGGGCACCACCCACCAGCCGCAGUUGAAGAUCUACAACUCGUUGACCCGGUCGAAAGUCCCCUUUGUCCCUAUACAGCAAGGCCACAUCUCGUGGUAUGCCUGCGGCCCCACGGUCUACGACGACGCCCACCUGGGCCAUGCGCGCAACUAUGUGACGACGGACAUCAUUCGACGCAUUCUGCGCGACUACUUUGGCUUCAAAAUUCGCCUUGUGAUGAACACGACCGACAUUGAUGAUAAGAUCAUUUUAAGAGCGAGGCAACGGCAUCUAUAUGAUGAAUACAAGAAGAACCACCGGUACAUCGACGACCAAGUCCGUCAAGACGCCCGGCAGGCCUGGCUCUACUACAUCCAAAAGAACCUGAAACGCAUCGGACCCAAGGAUUCAGCGACGCCCGAGACGUUUGACGGAUUCGUCGAGCACAUAUAUGGAGACAUCCUCGCGGGGGGCAGCCUGGAGCCUGGCACGAAGCCUGGUGACAAGGAGGCCAAGAUCAAGAUGCACAUCAACACCGCUCGCAACGCGGCAAAGGCCCUGAUGCAAGAUCCCAAACUCCUGACCCCGCACGAGUUCUACAACCGCGUGAGCGAUCCCAUGUGCCUGGUUCUGGACGAGCAGUUUGGGAAAACGAUCCGCGGGGACGACUACGCCGUAUUCACGAAACUGACAAAGGAAUACGAAGCCCGGUUUUUCCAGGACAUGCACGACCUCAACGUCAUGGAUCCGGAUGACCUGGUCCGAGUCACCGAGCACGGCAAGGAGAUUGCAGAGUUUGUCAAGAAGAUCGUGGACAACAAGAUGGGGUACCGGACGUCAGAAGGUUCGGUGUAUUUCGACAUCAAAGCGUUCGAGGCCGCCGGAUACCCUUAUGCGCGGUUAGAGCCCUGGAACAAAAACGACAAAGAACUGCAGGCCGACGGCGAAGGUGCCCUGUCACAAAAGGACGCCUCAGCCAAGAGGUCGGACGCCGACUUUGCCCUGUGGAAAGCGUCCAAGCCCGGCGAGCCCAGCUGGGACAGCGAAUGGGGCCCUGGUCGGCCGGGGUGGCACAUUGAAUGCUCAGCCAUGGCGUCUGGGAAGCUCGGUCAACAGAUGGACAUCCACUCUGGCGGGAUCGACCUGGCUUUUCCUCACCACGACAACGAGCUCGCCCAGAGCGAGGCGUUCUGGGCGAAUCAUGGUCAAUGGGUGAAUUACUUCCUCCACAUGGGUCACCUGUCCAUUCAAGGAUCAAAGAUGUCCAAGUCCCUGAAAAACUUUACUACCAUCCGAGAAGCCCUCCAUGUGAGAAAGGACUGGACGUCCAGGAGUUUGCGGAUUGUUUUCCUGCUCGGAAACUGGAAGGACGGGAUAGAGAUCACGGACGACAUGGUCACCGAAGGCAGAAACUGGGAAGACCGUGUGGACAACUUCUUUCUCAAUGCCGUUGAUGCCAUGAAGAACACAAAACCCUCCGAUGAGCAGCGAGCCAGUCUAGAAGACGCCGUACUAGAUGCCGAAGAGAAGGUUCGAAAUGCGUUACUCGACUCCUUCAACACACCCGUCGCCAUGAACACCAUCUCACAGCUAAUCAACACAUACAAUAACAGCGCCAAAAAUUCCGAAUUGACCGCAGCCGAUCAUCGCAGGGUCGGCCUUUUCGUUACACGCCUAGUCAACGUCUUCGGCUUGAAUGGCUCUGAACCAGCAGACACCAAUCUGGUUGGCUGGAAAGGCAUAGAGAUCCCCGACGCCGCAAAAGAGUUUGUGUAUCCGCUGGCCAGAAUACGUGACGAACUGCGGCAAGCCGCCAUUGCCAAAUCCAUCACAGCCGAGAAAGUCCAGGAAAUCGUUUCUACCACACCGACAGGGCUUGAAGAUACCCCUCCCCUCGGGAGACCGCGACCUUCGUAUGCCCGUGCUCUGAGCGAAUUCAGUAGGGACGCCCUCCAAACAGCUUCCACGCCCACUGGCACACAACCCCCGCUUGAUAUCAACAAACAGAUCCUCGCGCUCUGCGACCGGGUCCGAGAUGUCGAUCUCUGGCAACUCGACAUAUUCCUUGAAGAUCGAGAAAACGCUCCUGCGCUGGUCCGACCCGUCACCGAAGGCCUCAAGGCUGCGCGGCGCGAAAAGGAAGACAAGGCCCGCCAAAAGGAGGAGGCGAGGAGACAGCGCGAGAGGGAAGCGCAGGAGAAGCUCCAGAAGGCUAAGAUCAGUCCGACCGAGAUGUUCAAACCGCCGCAUUCGGUGGAGUAUUCGUCAUGGGACGGGGAUGGUGUGCCGACGACGGCCAAGGACGGAACGCCUCUGACGGCAAGCCGGGUGAAGAGGCUGAAGAAGGAAUGGGAAGCACAGAGGAAGGUGCACGAGAAGUACCUGGCCACGAUUGCGUUGCCGAACGGUUCGGGACCGUCAUCUGCUGCUCGCUAG
This is a messenger RNA of Fonsecaea nubica, 2442 nucleotides long. RefSeq lists its product as hypothetical. The transcript has 2 exons. Gene Ontology annotation, cellular component: cytoplasm. Bases 1 to 2442 code for a protein of 813 amino acids. The record is from RefSeq and is a predicted model, not a curated record. Gene Ontology annotation, biological process: cysteinyl-tRNA aminoacylation. Lineage: Eukaryota; Fungi; Ascomycota; Eurotiomycetes; Chaetothyriales; Herpotrichiellaceae. Gene Ontology annotation, molecular function: cysteine-tRNA ligase activity; ATP binding.